Cotesia glomerata is the source of this 749-nucleotide messenger RNA. RefSeq lists its product as uncharacterized. Bases 109 to 636 code for a protein of 175 amino acids. The record is from RefSeq and is a predicted model, not a curated record. The transcript is spliced from 4 exons. NCBI's taxonomy places the organism in Eukaryota, Metazoa, Arthropoda, Insecta, Hymenoptera, Braconidae.
CACCUCUUGCCUCUUAUUCUCAUUCCCACUCUAAUUGUCAAGUUGUUUUGAUAUAUAUCAUAGUUCAUUGUUUAUAAAUACAAAAAUUUUUUUUAAAUUUAUUCUAAAAUGGGUAUGAAAGAAAUUAAUACAUGGGUUUUAAUACGAAGAUACGAUAAAUUAGAAUCUGAUACCGCAAAACUCCAAACAAGUUUACAAAAAUUGACACUAAGUCAUGACAUGAUUUCCGAUGAAUUAAAAUCAUUGAUCUGUAGAUCUAUUGAUGUCGAUGAUGAUGGUUCAAGAGUAUUUAAAAUUCGACGAUUUGACAAUAAUCUCAUACCUUUGUCAACUUUACUGAAUGGAUCAUCGCCAGAAAGACCAUUUAUUAUUGACGUGGUUGAAGUUCAUCAAUAUUGCCCAGUUGAAACACGUACAAUUUUACCAAGCUACAUCGAUGCAUUACAAGCUAAAUUUAAAGAUUUAGAAAAAAGAGUAAAACUAGCGGAAACAGCAUUACCAAAUUUAAACGAUAAUCAUGUUAAAUCUGUUGAAGAUGCGGCAACUCAAUUAUCAACUUGUCUUCAUUUUCUUGAUCGUCGCCUCGAUGAACUUAUUCCCGCUUCAUGGCAAUCACAAAUCAAUUCUUCAGCUUAAAAAAGAAAGUAUUUAUAACUGAAUGAGACAUGACAAUGUUAAGGCGUGAAUAUGCACUUUUAAAAAUUUUUUUUUUUUUUAACUACAAAGUAAAUUAUGAAAAAUUAUUAUUA